This is a messenger RNA of Aspergillus calidoustus, 1362 nucleotides long. The record is from the annotation of a GenBank genome assembly. Lineage: Eukaryota; Fungi; Ascomycota; Eurotiomycetes; Eurotiales; Aspergillaceae.
AUGGUCCUUGUUCUCGGGCCCGAGGCCAUCGCCGAGCUGGUCUUCACCCGCGCGGACGACUUUGCGCAUUCGGCGAAUAUGAAGCUCCUCGCCGAGGCGGGACUGGGGUAUGCGGGGUUGAUGGGAAUGAGGGGUCAUGAGCACAAGCGCCUCCGAAAGCUCUUCGCGCCUGUAUUCAGUCCGGCGACGUUAUCCAAGAUAGGCAACCCCCUCUGGGACUCUUGUCAGCGACUGCUAGAUAGACUUUAUGAUCCACAGGGGCAUGAAGCAGCGGCGGUAAACAUAUCUCAGUGGUCAUCGGUCUCCGUCCUCGAGCUCUCAGGCAUCGGUGUCUUUGGACAGGAUCCUGGAUGGUUAGCCCGGUAUUCUAAGCUUCGAGACACCUUAGAGCGACGCGUGGCCACUGGACAUAUCCAGAAGAUGGUACUUGCUAUCUUCCCGCGGUCCAUUCGCUCGUUGCUAAUGCUGACGCUAUUCGGGAGGCGAGAGCUGGCGGAUCUACGGUACAUACGCGAUGUCGCGUUGGAUCUGGCAAGGAUCGAGAAAGAAAAGCAGUUCGCAAGCAAUAUGCAAAAGGAGGGCCUCACAGAGGACGUGGGUAACUCUGGUCGUCCGUAUCCGCAUAAUAUUAUCUCCGUCUUGCUGGACGAUGGCGAAGAUGGCGACAAUGAGCAUGAUGAUGUUGCAUGUAAAUCCAGAGAUGAAUAUAACGAAGUACUUAUCGGCCACAUUCUCAUAUUCCUGGUCGGUGCCUCGGAGACUACGUCGGCGAGUUUCCAGUGGAUGAUCCUUGAGCUCUGCAGACACCCAGAGGUGCAGACACGCCUGCGCGAAGAAGUCGAAUCGCACUGGUCAUCACUCUUGUCGUCCACAUCAUCAUCAUCAGUAUUCCACCAGCUCAAAGCCCUGCCGUAUCUGCGCGCCGUCAUCGACGAAGUUCUCCGCCUCCAUCCAACUGUCAUCCUAACUGAACACGAAGCAACGCGUGAUACCAUGAUCUUAGAUACGCCCAUCCCAAAGGGGACGCUACUACUAUGCCCGCCUCUAGCUGCGAAUUCGAACCCCCGAGUUUGGGGCGAGGUCGCGGCGCUUUUUAAUCCCGAUCGGUGGUUGCUGUCGGAGAGGCCGAUCAACAGCCGACAGUAUCCUUGUGCCAACAUGACGUUCUCUCACGGCCCGCGCGCCUGUCCUGGCCGGUCCAUCUCACGGUUGGUGUUGGCCUGCUUGACCGCUGGGUGUGUGCAUCAGUAUGAGGUUUCGCUGGACAACCCAGAACAGUCAUAUGUGCCGGUAGAAUCGGUCUAUGCAAAGCCAGCUCCUGAUUUGAUUGUUCGAUUUACGAGAAGGCGGCCAGUGCCUUGA